Messenger RNA from Lotus japonicus, 2314 nucleotides. RefSeq names its product protein FRIGIDA. Lineage: Eukaryota; Viridiplantae; Streptophyta; Magnoliopsida; Fabales; Fabaceae. The transcript has 3 exons. The coding region runs from base 171 to 2033 and encodes 620 amino acids. The record is from RefSeq and is a predicted model, not a curated record.
GUAACGAGUAUAGAGUGCGACUUGGAUUAAUCUUCUUCUUCAUCUAAAACAAUUCUAGGGUUUUCAAUUCCUCUUUCUGGAUCAUCAUCAUCAUCAUCAUCGUUGAUUCAUCAUCAACACAUUCAGAAAACCCUGGCACCAAACAUUCUCUCACGCAUCCAUUUUCUUCCAUGGCAACCCCUGAUACCUCCGUCACAGUCAAGGAAGAAAAAUACCUACCCGACGAAAACCUCGCUAACGGACCACCGUCAAUUCCACCGGCGAACCAACCCGACGACGGCGGCGCCCAAUUAGCCAAAUCGGUGAACGAACUCACCGACCUCGCCACCGCCAUUCAAGCUUUCAAGAGCAGGUACGAUGAACUGCAGAGGCAUCUCAAUUACAUCGAGCGAACCAUCGAUACCAGGACCAAGGAGCUCCAAUCUCGAACCCCCAAACCCGCGGUCGAGAAAGUCACCGUCGUAAACGGCGACGUUUCGCGAGCGGAAUUGAAAACCAAGGCGGAGGGUGAUGUAAAAGGAGAAGAAAACGAGCUUGUUUCGCUGUGUCAAACCAUGUGUAGCCGUGGCCUGCGUAGGUACAUUUUGUCGCAUCUUGCCGAGGUGAAGAUGCUUGGGGAGCAAGUCCCUGAGGCUCUGAAGAGUGCGCCGAAGCCGUCGAAAUUGGUGUUUGAAUGCAUUGGGAGGUUUUUUCUGCAGGGUAGCAAGGCUUACACCAAGGACUCGCCUAUGGUUACUGCGAGGCUGGCUUCGGUUCUGGUUUUGGAGUAUUAUCUGUUGUCUGGUCGCGUUGAUAGCGAGGCGCAGGAGGAGGACCCUUCACUGAACAAAGAAGCCUCCCAGGCCGCGGUUUCGUGGAGGAAGAGGCUCAUUGUUGAGGGGGGUGUGGCGAAUGCCUGUGAAAUCGAUGCGAGGGGCUUGGUUCUUUUCAUUGCCUGCUAUGGGAUCCCUAUUGAUUUUUUGAACGAGGAUGUUUGGAACUUGGUUCGGUUGAGCAAUCCCAGAGAAAUCUCGAAAGCCCUUCGCCAGUCUCAGGCUUUACUUAUGAGGGUUACAGAUAUUGCAGAAGUAAUGAUGAAAAGGGGCAAGGUUGUUGACGCUCUUGACUUGGCUUAUACCUUUGGGUUUGAAGAGAAAUUUUCUCCCAAGACAACUCUGACUUCAUUUCUAUACAAGUCUGAUGAAGUUUGGAAGAAAGCCAAACAAGAUGCACGUGAUUUUCCUAUUUUGCUGAAGGAAGCAAAUGAAAAAUACUUAGCUGCUUUGAAAUCUAUUGUCAACAGUUUGGAAGGUCACAAGGUCGACUUAGAAGAACUUCUUCCUGGGUGGGAACUUAAGGAAAAAAUUCUCAUCUUGGAGAAUGAUAUCAGUGAUAUCAAUAAAAUAUUCGAUGAUACAUUAGUGAACAAGAGGAAAAUGGAUAAAAACAAUUCCUCAAUCAAAAUGAAGGUUCCAGAGGCAAAACGAACAAGGUUCCCUGUGAAAGAUCAACCUGUCACAUCACCUUCACUCGCUCGCUUGCAUGAGCAAAGGUUCGCUAGUCAUAUGGAUGGCUCAUUGACGCCAAAUUUUGUUGAUGGCAGAUUAUAUGGUCACCCAAAUUAUCCCAGUGCAGCGUAUGCGCACCACAUUGGAUCUGUUUCAGGGUCUUUGCCAGAAAGUUAUCAUGGAAGUGCAGUGCCAAGUAGGGUUAAAAUGCUUGGAGGAGCUAUAGCUGACCCUGCCAUGUCAGCUGGAAUUGGUUACCCACCCAGUUCAUUUUCAGGGUACCAGGGGGAUGCGAUGGUAGACAAUGUUGGAAGCAAGAGUUAUCUGUAUAGAUGGCAAGGAAUAGAGGAAGGUUCACAUCCUUAUGAUAGGUCAGUUGGGCAGAGUUUUGUGGGACAACCUUCACCAGCUCAAGUAAAUCAUUUGUAUGGGAGAACAUCUGCAGAAGGUCUUGCAGGUUUGCCGGAUCAUCUGCCUGUCGGUGUUCCUAGUCGCAGUAGAGUUUCUGAUUUGUAUAGCUUUGCUGAUUCUGUAUUCGAUGCAUAGUCAUUCUGGGGCAGCAAUAAUUCUUCAAUUACUUUUGUAGUUUGAUCAGCCGAUAGUAGACACCAUCCUCUAUUUUGUUAAAUUAGUUUAUCCAACUUGGAAAUUUUGUUGUUGGGAUGUUUCUAUGAAUAGCCAUAGGAUGGACAUGCAGAUGGUAACUAGUCUGCACUUUUCUGUUGCUAAUCAGCUUACCAUGGACAGUCACCGAUCUUGUGGAUUCAAGGAUAAAAUAUACUUGGUUUUUUUUGGUGCAUAAAAUAUACUUGGCAUUUGUUAAAGUA